GCUGCAUGGAGGAGGGGAGUUUCACAGACUCCUCUGCCCGGCCGGCAGGAGGAGGAGGAAGUUUGGAGAUUAAGCGGCUGCCCGGAGCGGGAGCGCACGGAGCGAGCCGGGGCGCGGCCGCGGGCGCUGGGAGGGGGACACCCGGACACUCGGCCAGCGCCGCCGGGGGAGGUACGGGGCGGGGUAACCUCCCGCACUCCCUGCUCGCACCCCUGCACCCGAAUACUGAGGGGGAGGAGGAGCGGUGUGCGAGGGCAGAGCACGGCGAGAGGCUGUCGAAUGCGGAGAUUCAACAGAGGAAAGGAAAAGUGACUCCACUUUGCCUAACCCAACAGUAAUAUAUUUGGUUUUACAAAGCCUAUGUCUGAAGAGAUGCCAGAUAAAACACCAGGUGGUACAGAGCCUGUGCCCAGAAGUGAAGAUGACUUCCACUUGCCUCUUGAUGUUGUACCAGCUGUGACAGAGGCCCUUGACUCCAAGACAAAAGGGGAAGAUUUGCACAAGGAGAGCAGACCUUUCCACUACUGUGAAAAAAACACCAUGGACCUGUCAGACAGUGACCGUCCUGUCAGCUUUAGUUCCACUUCCUCCUCUGCGUCCUCCAGGGACAGUCACUGCUCCUUUGGAAGCAGAAUGACCUUGGUUUCCAACAGCCACUUGGGAUUGUUCAACCAGGAUAAAGAAACUGGUGCCAUCAAGCUAGAACUAGUCCCUGCCAGGCGAUUUUCCAGCAACAAGAUGUGCAAAAAUUCCACUGUUGAACAAGAGGAUCCUGAGGAAAGCCUUGAAAAAAGGCCAAGCGUGCCAAGGAAAGUAGAACCAAGAGGAGCAAACAAAAACUGUGCAAUGUCCCUCGUCACAGAGCCCACCAGUCCGAAGCUUCUCUACGUAGACAGAGUUGUCCAAGAGAUUUUGGAAACAGAGAGGAUGUAUGUGCAGGAUCUAAAAAGCAUUGUCAAGGAUUACCUUGACUGUAUCACUGACCAGACCAAGCUCUCCCUGGGGACAGAAGAGCGAUCAGCCCUGUUUGGAAACAUACGGGAUAUCUAUAAUUUCAACAGUGAACUUCUGCAAGAUUUGGAAAACUGUGAAAACGAUCCUGUGGCUAUAGCAGAUUGUUUUGUUUCCAAGAGUGAAGAUUUCCACAUAUAUACGCAGUACUGCACCAAUUACCCAAGGUCAGUGGCUGUGUUGACAGAGUGCAUGAGGAACAAGGCGCUGGCCAAGUUCUUCAGAGAGCGGCAAGAAGCGCUGCAGCAUUCUCUGCCCCUGGGCUCUUAUCUCUUGAAACCUGUCCAACGCAUCCUCAAGUACCACCUGCUUUUGCAUGAAAUAGAAAACCACCUUGACAAGGACACUGAGGGAUAUGAUGUGGUGCUAGAUGCCAUAGAUACCAUGCAGAGGGUGGCAUGGCAUAUAAAUGACAUGAAGAGGAAACAUGAACAUGCCAUCAGGCUCCAGGAGAUACAGAGUUUGCUCACUAAUUGGAAAGGGCCAGACCUCACGAGUUACGGGGAACUGGUGUUAGAAGGAACAUUUCGCAUUCAGCGAGCUAAAAACGAGCGCACAUUGUUCCUCUUUGAUAAGAUGCUGCUAAUCACAAAAAAGAGAGAUGAAAUGUUUGCAUACAAAGCUCACAUACUGUGUGGAAACCUGAUGCUUGUUGAAGUAAUACCAAAGGAACCACUUAGCUUUAGUGUCUUCCAUUACAAAAAUCCCAAGAUGCAACAUACUGUCCAGGCAAAGUCGCAGCAAGAUAAGCGCCUUUGGAUUCUUCACUUGAAGAGGUUAAUUCUAGAAAAUCAUCCUGCUAAAAUUCCUGCCAAGGCCAAGCAGGCAAUUCUCGAAAUGGAUGCCAUACAUCACCCAGGCUUCCACUACAGCCCUGAGGGAGAAAUGAAAUCAUUAUACCAGCCUAAGGAAGGCACUGCUCCUCACAGAGUGAGAAGGAAAUCAGAACCCUCAUCUAGAGCCCAUAAAGUUUUGAAGUCAAAUGAUGUAAGUCCAGAUAUGCAGAAGCGGAUUGGUAUUGAGGGGGCUCUAUUAUCUCAAGCCACCAAACUAGGAUCAAGUGAAGCCCUGCUGAAUUCUAGGAAAAAGGUUUCAUUGGAAUCCAGUGGGCUGGAAAGCCAGUUUCAAGAGUCUAUUGAACCAGCCUACAGCAGCGACCAGGAUGAAAAUCUUCAGACUUCUGCUACAGAACAGAUUGAUGCUGAUGAUGAAGAAGAGUCUGAAGAGGGAGUACAGCAAAACUCACUGCAAAAAUCAAAAGGGGGAAGAAAAAGACUUAAUAGUCAAGCUGCUGAAAAUGUUGAAAAACGGAGAAGUCUUAAUGUCAACAAGUGUGAAAUGCAGAGCUCCAAGAACCCCUCAGAUGAAGAGUCAACCCAGUUGAAUACUGACCUUCCAUUCUCCUGCACAGCUAGACAGUCACAGUCUCCUAGACAAUUCAGCACAACCCAGAGCAACUCGCUAAUCAUGAAUAUCCUGGGAGGAAGUACCUCUGUCAGAAAUAUCUGGACGGACCAUCAGAUCAGGCAGGCAUUGUUUCCAAGCCGGCGCCCACCUUAUGAGAAUGAAGAUGAUGAAGAUGAUUAUCAAAUGUUUGUACCAUCACUGUCUACAUCCAAUGCAAGUUCAGCUGUCGAUGGAGAAAGGAGGGGUUCUUCUGGGCGUCCAUGCAGCUGGCAUUUAGGUGUAGUGCAUCAAAACGAGACUUCCAGCCCCACUCGUCACAAAAUUGUCAGACGGGCCAGUAGUGCUGGUGAAAGUAACACGUGUCCAGCCAGCACAAGGUGCAAAAUAGUGGAGCGUGGUUCUCGAAGGGAAGGGAAGAUAGCAGAAGUGAGCAAUAGGAAUGCAUAUCCCGAAUCUUCAGAGGAGUUGACUAUCGAUGAUAUUGAACACGUUUAUGAUAAUAUAAGCUAUGAAGACUUAAAGCUGAUGGGUCUGACAAGAAGGGAGGAGGCACACCGUGGUCCCCAGAGAUCUGCUAGAGACUCUCUCUAUGAGGCUGAAAACAAAAGCAGCUUAGAUUCACCCUCCAAGAAGAGGACAGCAAAUCAAAACAGGGCCUUCGCUUCUGUUAGUAGGGAGGAGAUACUACUCAGUAAAGAAGCACCUACUUCAAGUGCGGAUGAGCUCAGGAUUGUUGAAGACAACAUCUAUGACACCAUAGUGCUUCCAGAAACACCACUAUUGAAUUUUAAAUGUGACCCCUUAAAAACCUCUAAAAGGAGAAGUUUUUUGGAAAAAGACCUUGUGUAUUGUGACAAUCUACAACAUUUUGUUUCUGAAGAGAGUCUCCAGUUCAGUGAAGAUGAAAGUCCUUACCAUCGUGUUCCUGUUGACAAUGACUAUUUGAGCUUAGUAGAUAGCUCCUCCAACUCUGAUUCUCUGUCCCAUAAAUCUGCAGCAGAUAAACUCUCAGAGGAAGUAGAUGAGAUUUGGAAUGACCUGGAGAACUAUAUCAAGAAAAAUGAGGAAAAGACAAGAGACCGUGUCCUUGCAGCCUUUCCUGUCUGUAAAGAUGAUAUGCAGGAGAGGCUGCAUGCUGGUAGUACACCUGAACUGAGUAAAGAUGUAGAGUACUCACUGUCUACUCUCUCUCUGCCAGAAACUCCUAUUUUCCCUAAAACUGUGAAGCCCAGGGCUGCCACCAUUAGUGAGGCUAAUCUCAGGCUUGAAGACACUACACCAUGCAAGAACUCUUUUAUGAGUCUGAACAGAUCUUCCUUCUCCAGUGAGAUGCCUCUUGUAGACAGUCCAUAUGAACCUGCCAAUAACGUUCUGUCCAAUGUGCAUGCAGAAAGCAUGGAAAAUGACUUGGCUGUUGUGGAUAAAACGAAGAACAGAGUUUUUAUGAUGGCAAGGCAAUACAGUCAAAAAAUUAAGAAGGCUAACCAACUCUUGAAAGUUAAGAGUCCAGAGCAGGAACAGCCAGCUAACAGACAACAGAAACUGAAACACAAAGAUCUUGCUGCUAUUCUGGAGGAGAAGAAACAAGGGGGGCCUGCUAUUGGUGCCAGAAUAGCUGAAUAUUCCCAGCUUUAUGACCAAAUUGUUUUCAGAGACAGUACUCCUAAGGUGCAAAAGGAAGCCUGGGCCACUCCUCAGGAGACACCAGCUGGGAGGUUUUCCACGCCCGUGGCCACAUCACCUCCCCGUUCCCAGCCUGCCAGUGAAUGCCCAAGAGCAGAAGAUUGGCUUUUGCAUUCUACGUACAGUAACGGCGAGCUGGCCGACUUCUCUCCGUGGUCUGAAUCCCAAGACCCAAAGUCCAAGAACUCGUAUACAGAAGCUUGUACAAAAAGUAAUUCGAAGCAGUUGCUGUCAGCUGGCUCGGUGCCUUCCCUUCAGAUUUCCAACCGUUUGCAUGUCCCAGCGCAGAGGUGGAGUGCCAUUAUAAGCCAACCGAACAAAGAGAACUUGCAUCAAGAUCACAUCUAUAAUUCGCUUGGGAGGAGAGUAAGCAGUGUAAAACCACAGGCAUACAGCAGGUCACAGUCAUCCUCCUCAAUUGUGGUCAGCAGGUCUGGAGAGUCAAUUGUAUACACUAAUGAAAUUGACAAGAAAAAGCUCCAUUCAAACAGGAACUUCCGAUUCAACAGUCAUCAAAGCCCUGCUAUUGCUUCAGCGUGUACAGGGCCGGAGAUGAGAAAGCAGAUUCCUGAAAGCUGUUCAGAUAUGAUUCUGCAGGAUUCUCAAAAAGUCCUGAGAGUGAACGGGGCCUCCCCUCUGACAGCACAGAUGGCCACUCAGAACUACUUUUCGAAUUUCAAAGAUACUGAAGAAGGAGAAGGGGAUGAUGAUGACUAUGUUGAAAUAAAGUCUGAAGAUGAGGGAUCUGAUUUGGAGACUUCUCAGAACCAAACAAGGAAAUCAGAUCCUAAACUGCGUAAUGCAGACUCUGCUCCUUCUGAAACGCUCUGCGGCAAAACUGUCUCAUGUACUCCUGCAAAGUCUGCCAGCAGCAAACACGCGCUUACCCCAUAUCUGACUGCAUAUAGUGAUUCGGAUAAGCUGAAUGACUACCUGUGGAGGGUACCAUCUCCUAAUCAGCAGAAUAUUGUACAGUCUUUAAGGGAAAAAUUUCAGUGUCUCAGUUCAAGUAGCUUUGCUUGAUGCUUUCAGUAAUUUCUAGCUGUACUGCCUUAUCAUGACAGAGUAUAUACUAGGACAAUCAGUACUGGCAUUAUGUAUUUCCACAAUAUUACACAAUCAGGCAUUGUAUCACAAUAAUAUUGUAAAUAGAUGUGAAAUGUAUCUUUUUUAAAAUGGUUUAGAAUCCUGAACAUGAAAAAGGCCAUAUGUGCACUGUCUGGAGUUCCCUCUCCAUAGCGCAGGUGGACUUCUCAUCUCCUAUUGGAUCUUUGCAUCUCUUCCCUUGUUAGGUGUCAUAACUCCCUCAUUCUUACCAUCAAACCAGGUCUGAUACCAUUUGAUUCUUAAAGCAUUUUAUCACAUGGAAACCUUAGUAUUUGGACUUUCCGGUUGGUUUCCGGUGUUCUGCCUCCAGAAUACCUGUGUGAUUACUCUGCCUACAUAUAGGAGCAUUUAGCUGAGUAGCUGCUCCUGUGACUGGGCAGGGUUCUGGUAAUUACACCAACAGACAACGUACAUAAUGGCACAUACUUUUUUGCACAUUACUUUUCGUCAGACAGAUUCCAAGUGUGUGGGACCAAUACAUAUGCUACAUUACUUUAGAACAAGCUUCUUACAUUUUAAACAAAAUCUGGUCCUAGUGCUUGAUAGCGUCUUCUACUUCCUGGAACUUAUAGUAGGCAGAAGACAAGUAGUGGUAGCUUUUUAUGAGAACCUGUGCAUGUGACAUAGUCCUUGUCUGAGGAGUGGUUCUGGCAAUAGAAGGGGAGCUCCACUGCUUAUGAAGAGGACUAGACCAGUUUUAGAACCUCCAGUGAUGGUGGUGUUUGUGACACACAAGGGAUAUUUGAGUAUCUUGUAGCUCAGCACCCAGCAUUUGAAAGCUGUUGUGUGAGAGAGUGCAAAGUAGGUGUGACCUACUUGGGUGUUUGUUCAAGUCCCAGUGUGUCAGUAACCCUGAGAGAGAAUGAGGCUUGACCAGGUACUUGGGUGAAAUACAUGCCCUGAAAACAUGGGGCAUGUUUGGCCCAUAGCAUGGUUCAGUGACACUGGUGGUUGAGUGACAAGCAGCUGUCCCCAGGGCAUGCAUCUCCUGUAGUAGGAAAUGAGCCUUCCUCACAGGCAGAGGUAAAAGGUGUGUUUGCUAAAUCAGCCAGGGCUAACUCUAAUCCAAUUUGUGUACAAUAAUAGUAGCUUAAAAAAUGAGAAUACAUUCCAUUAUUUUGCAAAUAAUGUAUAGAAUAAAUGCUGCCAUUUAGAGCAAAGACAGGCUUUCCAGUAUGAUGCACACUUACUCCCCUUUGUCAUCUUUGUUGCACAGCUUUGGAUUCUGUUACUUGAAAACAUUGUACUUAAAGGAAAGCCUGAAUACGUCUACACUGAUCAUUUUGUGUGACUGUUGUUCUUUUUUGGUGCUUAAAUUCUUCAGCUUACAUGGAUAAAGCCAGUACCGAGUUAAACAUAUCAGUAAACAAAGGAGUUUCAUCAAAAUAUUAUUUUUACUAACCACUUAUCACUCCCCUAAGCUACAGAGCACUGUACUUUUGGAACAGCUGACUACUACAUUGGUCACCAUGAGGAAAACCUGAAAUUCAAUGUACAGCUAACUACUUGUCGACUAAGAUUUGAGGACUUGAAUUUAUUAGAAUGGAUUAAAUUAUUUACCACACAAAUCUUGCAUUGGCUAUAAAUUGUUAUUUUGAGGGCUGGUUGGUCAUGGUACUUGCUAGCUCAUACCACAGGGAUACUUGUUACAGUCAGCACAUCCACUGUGAUAGGACCCGUAUCUAGUAAAAUCUGACUGAGGAAUAAUGUUGUACAUAUUUAAGAUGCCGAGGUGUAGCAGAGCCCGUAUUUAUUUAAUAUAGCUUGUAAAGUAUUGUAAAUAUGGAUAGAAGGUAAAUCUGUGCGCGCACGUCUAGAUUGGUUUAAACGGCUUAGGGGAAUGUUUAACUCGCAUCUCAUGCAAUCAGUGGAGUUGGGAGGGAGGGGUAAAAAAAAAAAACAACAACAAACAGAAAAAGGGACUUCUACUAGCAUUGUAACUUCUCCCAGGGACCAUUUCAUACUAUUUUUAAUAAACGUUGAGUAUGCAAAAA
This is a messenger RNA of Empidonax traillii (willow flycatcher), 7202 nucleotides long. RefSeq names its product pleckstrin homology and RhoGEF domain containing G1 (gene PLEKHG1). The coding region runs from base 361 to 5124 and encodes 1587 amino acids. NCBI's taxonomy places the organism in Eukaryota, Metazoa, Chordata, Aves, Passeriformes, Tyrannidae. The transcript is spliced from 20 exons. The record is from RefSeq and is a predicted model, not a curated record. Gene Ontology annotation, molecular function: guanyl-nucleotide exchange factor activity.